This is a messenger RNA of Zea mays, 1252 nucleotides long. RefSeq lists its product as uncharacterized. NCBI's taxonomy places the organism in Eukaryota, Viridiplantae, Streptophyta, Magnoliopsida, Poales, Poaceae. The transcript has a single exon. The record is from RefSeq and is marked predicted. Bases 215 to 598 code for a protein of 127 amino acids.
CGCUAGCACGUCAGUCGGCCUCAUCCUCUGCACUGCAGUCAUUGAGCGAGCUCUGCUCGGCCCUCUCCUAUGCGCAUGUUGCCUUGCUUCUUCCCUUGAUGCUCGCCGUCGCUAGUACUGGACGUUCCCUCUCUCUUGUCGCGUCCUGGUAGCCACUGGUCCGGCUGUCUUUUCCCUCGGCGUCCAGAUCCAAUCCCAACUCCAAGCGUUGUCCAUGGAGCUGCUCGCCGAUCACCGCCCACAAUCGUGCCCCUUUACUGUGCUCGCCCAUGUCGCCGCCGUCGCCCAGCUCGAUGCCUUCCCUGCUCGCCAGCACUUGUUCAGUCGUCUCAGCUCGCCGGUGUCGUGUUCUAGUCAGCAUCAUGCUCUGCGCGAUGCGCUCCAAUGUCAUUUGUCGCGUUUUGCGCGUUCUCUUCUCCGCAGGUUCCAUGGAGCUCGCGCCGUGAUCUCUCAGCUUGCCAGCUGUACUCGUCUUCCUCGCCAGCGUGACCUCUCGGCUUGCUCGGCCUCAAUCUCCAUCGCGCCGCGGCAACUUCCCGUUUAUCUGGUGCCGCACACGCUGCUGGUCCUUGCAAGUCCACCUUGGUUCGGCCAGUGAUACCUGUGUCGGCUCUCUAAUGCUUGCGCGUGUUUGUCCACGUCGCCAGUAGCUCGGUCUCUACGUAUGUCUCUCUCAGCAUCUCGACAUCGGAACUCCAUCCUGUCUGUAUGUGUGUGGAAGAACGAGAUCGAUGGAGAAGAAAGGAGUUAAAGGAAGAAGGAAGCAACGCCCAAUGCAACGCUCGCUGCGUGUUCGGUAGAAUUCCUGAGCCAAGAGUCGUCGCCGUUUGCGUGAAUGUCAAGUUUAUGUUGGUCGCAGUGCACGCGGUGGUGUUCAUUAAGGAAGAAUGUGAAGCCCUGCGGUGUUCGAUGGACUAUUCAAACCGAAGAGCGUGGACGAUUUCGCGAAGUUAAAUCGAAUUGGUCAUGGUAAGCCGAUUUAAAUUUCUGUUAGCUUAAUUAUUGAAUUAGUACGAUGAAAUAUAUGUGAAGCAUAUAUUUUCAUGAUUUUGAAGCAGUCGCGUCGCGGUAGGAUUAAAUAUAUGUGAAGUACGAUAGAGUUAGUAAUGUGAAAGAUAGAUUAAUUUAGGUAAUAUUCGGGCGAGCUGAUGACAAAAGAAAUAAGUUUAGUAUUUUAUCCAGCUAGUCGAUAGGAUCUGUCGAUAUUGUUGUGUCAAUUUAGUAUAAUUAAGAAAAUCGAUGCCUUGCUAGU